Messenger RNA from Amphibalanus amphitrite, 2435 nucleotides. Its product is annotated as WASH complex subunit 1-like. The record is from RefSeq and is a predicted model, not a curated record. Gene Ontology annotation, biological process: exocytosis; retrograde transport, endosome to Golgi; Arp2/3 complex-mediated actin nucleation. NCBI's taxonomy places the organism in Eukaryota, Metazoa, Arthropoda, Thecostraca, Balanomorpha, Balanidae. Gene Ontology annotation, cellular component: early endosome; recycling endosome; WASH complex. The transcript is spliced from 9 exons. Gene Ontology annotation, molecular function: gamma-tubulin binding; actin binding; alpha-tubulin binding. Bases 578 to 2026 code for a protein of 482 amino acids.
CGGACGCCCAAACAUGGGAGAGCAUACAAGGCCCCGAAACACUCUGUCUGGUUGAUAUAGCCUUGAUCAGUAGAUGUGCACAUGUGUUUUAUAUGAAAAAGGCUUAAUUUUCGCACAAAUAGGCACCUAAUUUUUAGCACAAAUCACGCAGAAAUUUUGGCGCAAAAUCGCUUGCGCCGAAUUUUGGCGCAAGAGGGUCUCACGGGCGUCCGGCGUAGUGUAUGGAUGUUUUCCAGUCUGGCUCCUUCAUAUCACCAGAGUCACUGAAAAACUGAAAAUUCCAACUGAAAAUUGUCCCACUCCCAAAUGCACAUAUACCUUACCUUACCUCUGGCUCUGGACCUGCCGUGAGUGACCUCGAGUACGACCGUCCGUGGCCGCAGAGAAGAAGUCUUCUGGAGCCAGGUCGACACCUCAGUGGAAUAGCUGGUGCAUUUGUAACAUAUCGCCUCAACGCAGACGAUAGAACAGCGAAGGCAGUUUCAGUACUUGUAGUCGCUCCUCAUAGGGAAGAUGUCUGAUUGAAGUUACCAGUCUGAGCUGUUUCCGAUCACCUCUCGCCCUCACCGCGGCAGCGAUGGACGCGCCGGCCACCACGCCGGCCACGGUUCCGGCCGCCGUGCCGGUGACGGUGCCGCUGGUCUCCUCGGACCUGCGGCCGCAGGAGACGCUGCUGCAGAUAGCGGACGUGCUGGACCAGCUGCAGGCCGUCUCCGACAUGGUGAUGAGUCGGGUGUCGCGCCGCGCCGCCGCCUGCCGCCGCCGGCUCGGCGGCCUCCAGCGGCGCGCGGAGGUCGUGUCGGAGCAGGUUCGCCAGCUGGAGGGAGGCACCAAGGCACUUCAGAUAUUCUCCAGCUCCAAGUUCCCGUCGCCGCCGCAGGAAGACACUGGCAUCUCUGACUCUGAGGAUAUUUUCGAACUGGCCGACAAACUGGAAAUGAAGUGGACGGAGGUCCCUUCCAACGGCGAGGACGCCUGGAUUGAGACACCUCCGAAGGAGAAGCUGCAGUUUUUCCACGUGAAGCGGGCUGCGGAGCGCGAGCCGCCGGACCCUUCCAUCCGCCGACCGCCGGACGAACUCCGGUCCGCCGCCUCCCUGCUGGUCUUCAACACCGACAAGAACGCGUUCUCUGGCGGUACCGGGGCGGACCCUCUGCGGGGAGCACCCUCCUCCGGCCAGGGGGCGCCGACCUCCGCCACCAACCCGGGCGAGCAGCUGGCUGAGGCUCCGGUGUCCCUCUACCGAGACCAAAGCUCCACACAGCUGUCCGAGCCGCUGCUGUACCGGCCGGAGCUGGGUGACCUACCGGAGCUGUCGGCGCCGCUGCAGCUGCCCCACCUGCCCGGUAUCGCCGCCGACGUGACCUUCUGUACCGAGCCGGGGCCGGCCAUCGCGCCGUCCGUGCUGCUCGCUGCUGAUCUGCCGCUGCCGGAGCUGCCGCCGGCAGUCGAUGGCGGCAUGGAUCCUGCCGUGCCGCCGCCGCCCCCGCCCCCGCCACCGGCGGGCGGGCAGGUGACAGCGGCAGGACGGGAGGGGGAUGGGGUGGUGACCGCUCCGCCCCCGCCUCCGCCGCCGCCGCCGCCCCCGCCACCGCCGCCUCCACCGCAACCACCGGCGCCAGCAGCGACAGAGGCAUCGCCCGGCCCACCGGAGUCGGCUUCAACUCCCGAAAAGCCGAGUGUGGUGCCCGAUCUGGCCGGCUCUGCGUCUCGCUCGGACCUGAUGGAGGCGAUACGGCAGGCGGGCGGCCGCGGCCGGGCCAAGCUGCGCUCUGUGGCGGCCGCGCCGCCACCGCGACGGACUGAGGAGACGGAGGCACCGCCCAGUGGGGACCUGAUGGCAGACCUGGCGGCCAAGCUCUCCAUUCGGCGAAAGGGUAUCUCCGGCGAGAAGGCCCGUCAGGACUGGGCGGAGGGCUCCGGCGGCGCCCUGGCCAGGGUAUCGGCCCUCAUACCGCCCCCGCCUCCCGGGCCGGGGGACGACGCCGGUGACGACCCGGCCGCUAUAGACCCCGACUGGAGCUGAAGGUUUGGACCGAGGAAGGUGGGAGGCUUUUGUGUCAGAGAUGGAGACUUGUACCGAGUGGAGUUUCAUUGAGAGAGCCGGGCGCUGAAGGUGUGAAGAUUCUGGUGUUAGAGGUGGAGACUCGUGGUACCGAGAGAUGCGUUGUGAGAGGGAGGGGUAUUUGCUGGUCAGAUGCUGGACCAAUGUGCCUUUGCUUGGUGAGGAUAACGCAGGGUGAUAUAUCAUGGCAGGCUGGAAAUUAUCCGGGAUCAAUGUUAUACUGAGAGUAUAGUCAAUUUGAAUUAAUGCAUGCAUUUGUAUCGUCGUUAUCAGAUGUAAGCACUGUGCAAUGUGCAUUUGUAUGUCAAAUGUAUUGAACAAUGUACACAAGUAUUUUUCUGAAUCGCUGAAUACCAUCAUCGACAAACUA